UUUUAAUUCUCUCCCAGACUUCCGAGUUGGUUGCAUGGCCAAUCCUCCUUCUGCUCUGCGUUUUGACCUUGGGUAAGCUGCAUCUCACCUUCAGCCGAGCGCGGAAUCCAGCCCCGUUGGGGAUUUCCUUCCCAGUGUUUUCUCCUCUCCUCUCUUGGGGUAAAGAAACCCGUCUCCCCUCACGCCACCUCCGACUCUCCACGACUCUCAUUUUCCCUAUCUUGUCCAUCAAUUCCGAUCCCUCCCUCUCUUAGCUUGCAGAAGCAUAGAUCUCUCUCCACUCCUUCGGAUAGACAUCCUUAGUCUCCCCAUAAUCCCACCAUGACGAUUGACGCCAACCCGGCCGGAGAGCCCCCAGCCUUCAACCUUACCGAGGUUGAUCGUCAAGUCCUUGCGCAAACGGACGAAGAGUUCCAACUUCACGAUUGGGAGGAUCUCAAAUCCAUCAUAGCGCGCAAUGAUCUCGGCAUCUUAAAGCGGAAACCCUCCGACCUGCACCGCUACCUAGCCUGGUCAGCCGCGACCAAGAAACAAUACGGCACGAUCACGAACUACAUCUGCCAGGAGCGGCUGCGGUGGGCGCAGCCCGACACGGACAGCCAGAAAACGGCGGCGGCCGACAGCGGGCCGGUGUUCCCCUACAACAACCCCACGCCGUUCGCCGACCCGGCCGACUACAAGAUCCUGCGCAACGACUGGCCGUACGGCAUGAGUCCGGGCAUCGCGCACCUGGUCGUGUGGCUGCGCACGCCCGUCGCCGUUAACAAGACCGACGGCGACCUGACGCCCGAGUCGCGCGCGCUCAUCGAGGGCUUUGUGCUGCGGACGUUCGUCGGCCGUCUGGCCGCUGAGAAGGGGCUGUUUGCUGACUCGCCUCGUGAUCAUGUGCUCUGGUUCAAGAACUGGACUGCCUUGCAGAGUGUUCGGAGUCUUGAGCAUAUCCAUGUGCUCGUUAAAGAUGUGCCUGAGUCGAUUCUGUUGGAGUGGACCGGGGAGGGUCCGCCGCAGCAUUGAGUCAGUCCGUCAAGUUUGAUAGUAGUAGAUGGCGGGUAAGUGCGGGCUAGAUAUAUAUUAAGCGGGAUCUCCCUCCAUAAACAGACUUCUCAGUUUUUUUGAAUCUAUUUCUCGUCAUAGCGCACCCGGGACUGGGGAUCAAAAGAAAUCUCAUUUG
This is a messenger RNA of Aspergillus homomorphus CBS 101889, 1171 nucleotides long. RefSeq names its product GIG1 family protein. Bases 322 to 1014 code for a protein of 230 amino acids. The transcript is spliced from 2 exons. NCBI's taxonomy places the organism in Eukaryota, Fungi, Ascomycota, Eurotiomycetes, Eurotiales, Aspergillaceae. The record is from RefSeq and is a predicted model, not a curated record. Gene Ontology annotation, biological process: N-acetylglucosamine metabolic process. Gene Ontology annotation, cellular component: cytoplasm.